Xiphias gladius (swordfish) is the source of this 3821-nucleotide messenger RNA. RefSeq names its product ras association domain-containing protein 8 (gene rassf8a). Bases 474 to 1841 code for a protein of 455 amino acids. The transcript is spliced from 6 exons. The record is from RefSeq and is a predicted model, not a curated record. Gene Ontology annotation, biological process: signal transduction. Lineage: Eukaryota; Metazoa; Chordata; Actinopteri; Istiophoriformes; Xiphiidae.
AGUAACCAAACGGGGAGAGGGGCAAUUUCCGCAGCCUGUCGGUGAGACCGCAGAAGACUAGCGCACGGGGUGGACAGACGCAAACUUUCGGACAGAGGACCGAAACGUCCGUUAUCUGUUUCCGGAGGCGUCCGUAGCCUUGUAUUCGGGUUUUUGGGGGGUUUUAUUUUUUAAUUUUUUUUUUUUUUGGUUUGUGUGUUUGUUUGUUUUUCAGCAGCUGAGCUUAUUUUGUCGCAGUUGGCUGGAAGUGAUUUACUGGGCAAUGGUGAAGCGGAACAAAUUUUGCGGAAUUCACGUCUUUACCUGUGUUCUCCCCCUAAACUUCAUUCCUAUAGGGAAGGAGCACUGAGUUGAAUCCCGUUUGCGCCACAAAGUGAAGUAGCCAGAGGGGCUUCAACUGCCCUGCGCCGCUGGAGCCUUCAGUAAUGUCGGGGCCAACACACCACAACCGGCCCCUUCGCUUCUGACCCAACAUGGAGCUAAAGGUCUGGGUGGAUGGAGUCCAGAGGGUCGUCUGUGGUGUCACUGAGGCGACCACCUGCCAGGAAGUGGUGAUUGCCCUGGCCCAGGCCAUAGGUCGCACUGGGAGAUACACUCUGGUAGAAAAAUGGCGGGACACCGAGCGCCACCUAGCCCCUCACGAGAGCCCUGUGGCUUCUUUGAACACCUGGGGCCAGUAUGCUGGUGAUGUCCAGCUGAUCCUGCAUCGCACAGGCCCCUCCCUGACUGAACGAGCCCCCUCAGAAGGACCCACCCUGAGGGGACCUGAGCGUGGGCUGCAUCGGCAGAGCCUCCCACCCCUCGCAAAGCUUCGUCAUCCGAACGAUCGCUCUCUCCGCCGCCGUGAACCGCGGCGCAAGUCUCUCACAUUCACUGGAGCACCCAGAGGCCUUAGGGAGAUACUGAGCGGAGGGCGGAUCGGUGAGGCUGAGGCUAAACGAAGACUUCUCUUGGGAAACGAUGGGAUUCACCACCAUGGAGGACUGGCCAUGGGGACCACAUCUCCUGGCCUGUGGGCCUGUCGCAUGGAAGAUCUGGUCAGACUGGUCGGUUUACAGAGAGAGACUCUCAGCGUGCUGGAGAAGAAGCUCGAGGCCUAUGAGGCUGAGCUGCAGCCCUGGGCUGAGGGGAGAGGGGGGCGAGGAGGAAGGUGCAUUGGGGACCCAGGUGCAGGAGGAGGGCUGAUAGAGGAGAUCCUGAGGCUGGAGAAGCACCUGAGGAAGAAUGACGUGGAGAUGGAGGAGGAGGAAUUUUGGGCCACUGAGCUACAGAUUGAGCUAGAGAGUGAGAGACAGCUUGAAGAAAGACUACAGGAGCUACGAGGACGGCUGCAGGGCUGUGAACUGGAGAUUGAAGAAAAGCUGACAAUGGUACAGGGUGUGGAGGCAGGCCUGGAAGAGGAGCGGCUGCAGAGAGAGCGGCAGGAGACCCAGUGGGUCAGUGAGGCAGAGGCUCGGGCUCAGGUCCUCAGGGUUAAAGCAGAGCUGAAAGCCCAGGAGAGACAGGCUGUCCAGCUGGAAAGCAGCUGCAGAGCUGUGGACAGGUCACUUGGACAAAGCAGCAAAAAACUGCAGGACAUGCAGCACGAGCUGGAGCAGCUGACCAAGGAGCUGAGGCAAGUUAACCUGCAGCAGUUCAUUAAGCAGACUGGCACCAAAGUCACAGUGCUGCCGGCUGAACCGACGGAGGAGGAAAGUAGCCACAACAGUCAUGAUAUAGAUUUAGUUCCCCUCUCUGGCUCAUUGAAGCGCCCUGUGUCCUCGCACCCGAUGUCCAGUCACCUCCGGGUCCUCCACAGCCCUCUCAGUUCUGGCCUGAACCCAGAGGGGAUCUAUGUGUGAGACAGUUCUGAAUGGAAGGAACACAUCUUGUCUCCCUUCCAGAGCCCAUUUCACCCCAGAACCCAUUUAUAUGUGGAUAUCUUAGUACAGGAUACCUCAGUCGCACACUACUAUGCACUGUUGUUUCAAUUACCAGGAGGCAGCCUUGAGUGUGAAGACUCAAAUAGUGAAGGAAGGAUGUUGAUCUUGAAAUUGAAGUAAUGGAUGCACUUGGUGGUAAUGAAAGAUAGUUAGAAGUUAUGGCAUGAAGAAAAAACACAGCAGUACAGUCUGAACAUGUCAGGACUUUCUAAACAUCAGGCUGUUGUGGACUUCUUUCACAAACAUAUCCACUUAAUGUACUUUUACUCUCAAUUUAGUACCUGCUGAAUGAUUUGUAUUAUUUUCUCACAACCAUCAUGAUUCAAAACUAUUGCCUUUUGAACAAUAUUCUUGAGAAUCUUGGUAUUUGAAUCUAUGAACUCUAUAUCUUUGAAAUCAUAUGUUAUUUCUGCAGUGAAUACAUUUACCUGGCGUAAUGGCUGGUUCUUAUAUGAGUUAUGAAGGAUCCACUUGUGUUUGUAGGAAAACUAUGUAUAGAGUCUAUCAUUUUGCAUAUCAUUACCAUUCCUGUAGCUCUGACUGUCUGUUCAUGUUGAAACUAUGCACAAAUGGUUAAUAGUUUUGUUACUGAAGAAUGUUACUGUCUGUAUGUACCAAAACGAUGGCUUAUUGUAAAAUGUUUUCUUACUUUUCAGCUUUAUUUAGUAAAUUUCUAUAUUUUAUUACAAAGCGGUGAAUACACAGUUACGAAAAUGCAGUGCCCUCAUUCCCGCAGUAAUAUCUGCAUAUUGAAACAGUGUUAAUUAUCAUCUUAAGCCGUUUUUUGGUGUUAAAUGACUACACAAAAUAUUUUUGCCAAAUGUAUUAUGCUUGUUUCUCUGUAAGAGUCGGUGGCCAAAGAUUAGCAGCUCUUGUUGCAUGAUUGUGAUGUUAAUAUAGCCAUAUGAGGAUGUGCAGUGCACCCACAGUACAGUAAAGGAGUGAGUUGAAUCAAAAAAUAGUGGCAUGAAAUAAUACAAUGAUAGCUACAGCUACAUUGUGUAUGUAUGUGUGAGUCAGUGAUGCAAGAGACUUGUAUGUAUGUGUCUUUGUGUGGGGCUGCAGAGUCCGAAAAGCCCCUCCUAGGCUGUAGUUCAGCUGCGAAUCCCAUCAAAGUGCCUUAUAUUCAUUCCACAGGCGGUGUAUUCAAGUAAUGUACAGUCGAGCUUUAGCAGAGACAUUGAAGCAAUGAUCAUAGUCAGUUUAGUUAAAAUGUUGGUAGAUGUAUUAGUGCCACGUUGCUGCACGGAGAGAAAUGGCAAUAGAGCGGCAACAAAGAGGAACCUAUAAUUAUCUUUUAUCUGCCAGUAUUUUGUAGAAAUGUCAGUGGAAAGAACAUUAUUGAGAGUGCUCUCCGCUUUGCUACUGUAUUAUUGUCACCAGGAUACUAUGUGCUGCAAGGUGCAUUCACAUUUAAUCUGAUUUAUUUCUUCUCACGCAACACAUACUGUAUACCGUGGUUUGGAUCAGCACUGUCAACCAAGAAUAAAUAGUUGAUGUGAUACCGAGGGGAAGUCCACCCUGUUACAUUCAGUGUCUACAAAAACACAAAAACACACAAACACAUCAUCGCUACAGCGUGUGUCUGCUUUUCAGUUUAAGCAGAGACCCGUUUUAAAAUUCUUCAAUUUAAGCUAAUCUGUGAUAGUCCAUGUAUUGAGGUGGAUUUUCCCUUUAAGAAACCACUUGUGUGCAUUUUUUUCCACCCUGAGACGUAGCUGUGGUUGCUGUUUACAACUGUAUAUGUUCUAGAGAACUCUUAAGAUGUUGACUGUACAUAACCUGUUUUUAUUUUUUCCUGCCUUAAUAUACUGCAAAGUGUUGACGGAUGUACGGCUGUAUGUGGCUGCUGAUAUGACUUGGAUUGCAUGAUUCAAUAAACCAUCUGACAAAAUUAAA